AUGAUAAUUACUUCACUAGAUGAUGAAUUUGUCUCUUCGCUGGAUGAUGAUGAAGAUGAUGUUGUUUCUUCACUAGAUGAUGAUGAUGAAGAUGAUGAUGUUUCUUCACUUGACGAUGAUGAUGUUGUUGCCUCUUCACUAGAUGAUGAUGAAGAUGAUGUUGUCUCUUCACUUGACGAUGAUGAUGAAGAUGUUUCUUCACUGGACGAUGAUGAUGAAGAUGAAGAUGUUGUUGUCUCGUCACUAGAUGAUGAUGAAGAUGAUGUUGUCUCUUCACUUGACGAUGAUGAUGAAGAUGAAGAUGUUGUUGUCUCGUCACUAGAUGAUGAUGAAGAUGAUGUUGUCUCUUCACUAGAUGAUGAAGAUGAAGAUGUUGUUGUUUCUUCACUUGACGAUGAUGAUGAUGUUGUUGUUUCUUCACUAGAUGAUGAUGAAGAUGAAGAUGUUGUUGUCUCGUCACUAGAUGAUGAUGAUGUUGUUGUUUCUUCACUAGAUGAUGAUGAUGAAGAUGAUGAUGUUUCUUCACUAGAUGAUGAUGAUGAAGAUGUUGUUGUCUCGUCACUAGAUGAUGAUGAUGAAGAUGUUUCUUCACUUGACGAUGAUGAUGAUGUUGUUGCCUCUUCACUAGAUGAUGAUGAAGAUGAUGAUGUUUCUUCACCUGACGAUGAUGAUAAAGAUGAAGAUGUUGUUGUCUCUUCACUAGAUGAUGAUGAAGAUGAUGUUGUUUCUUCACUAGAUGACGAUGAUGAAGAUGAAGAUGUUAUUGCCUCUUCACUAGAUGAUGAUGAAGAUGAUGUUGUCUCGUCACUUGACGAUGAUGAUGAAGAUGAAGAUGUUGUUGUCUCGUCACUAGAUGAUGAUGAAGAUGAUGAUGUUUCUUCACUAGAUGAUGAUGAUGAAGAUGUUGUUGUCUCUUCACUAGAUGAUGAUGAAGAUGAAGAUGUUGUUGUCUCUUCACUAGAUGAUGAUGAAGAUGAUGAUGUUUCUUCACUUGACGAUGAUGAUGUUGUUUCUUCACUAGAUGACGAUGAUGAAGAUGAAGAUGUUGUUGCCUCUUCACUAGAUGAUGAUGAAGAUGAUGUUGUUUCUUCACUAGAUGAUGAUGAUGAAGAUGAUGUUGUCUCUUCACUAGAUGAUGAUGAAGAUGAUGAUGUUGUUGUCUCUUCACUAGAUGAUGAUGAAGAUGAUGAUGUUUCUUCACUUGACGAUGAUGAUGAAGAUGAUGAUGUUUCUUCACUUGACGAUGAUGAUAAAGAUGAAGAUGUUGUUGUCUCGUCACUAGAUGAUGAUGAAGAUGAUGUUGUUUCUUCACUAGAUGACGAUGAUGAAGAUGAUGAUGUUUCUUCACUGGACGAUGAUGAUGAAGAUGAAGAUGUUGUUGUCUCGUCACUAGAUGAUGAUGAUGUUGUUGUUUCUUCACUAGAUGAUGAUGAAGAUGAUGAUGUUUCUUCACUAGAUGAUGAUGAUGAAGAUGUUGUUGUCUCGUCACUAGAUGAUGAUGAUGAAGAUGUUUCUUCACUUGACGAUGAUGAUGAUGUUGUUGCCUCUUCACUAGAUGAUGAUGAAGAUGAUGAUGUUUCUUCACCUGACGAUGAUGAUAAGAUGAAGAUGUUGUGUGUCUCUUCACUAGAUGAUGAUGAAGAUGAUGUUGUUUCUUCACUAGAUGACGAUGAUGAAGAUGAAGAUGUUAUUGCCUUUCACUAG
Molecule: messenger RNA, 1704 nt
Organism: Trichomonas vaginalis G3
Lineage: Eukaryota; Parabasalia; Trichomonadida; Trichomonadidae
Product: adhesin-related family
Exons: 1
Coding region: 1-1704 (567 amino acids)
Source: RefSeq, a predicted model, not a curated record